Messenger RNA from Oikopleura dioica, 222 nucleotides. The record is from the annotation of a GenBank genome assembly. NCBI's taxonomy places the organism in Eukaryota, Metazoa, Chordata, Appendicularia, Copelata, Oikopleuridae.
AUGGAAGAUCUAAGAGGCAACGAAGUAUCUCGAUCAAUUCCAACCUCUCUUCAAAACUUAACAGAAGAGCAGCGAAUUCUCCUCAGGCAAUUGAAAAGAACGAUGAUAGAGAAAAACGACCUGGAAUUUGCUUUCGAAGAAUUGGAAAAACUCGACCGCCGAUUCCAACACGUUUAUUUAGACAAUAUCAACGAGUGGAUCUACUGUCAAGUCGGCCAAUAA